Chiloscyllium plagiosum (whitespotted bambooshark) is the source of this 502-nucleotide messenger RNA. Lineage: Eukaryota; Metazoa; Chordata; Chondrichthyes; Orectolobiformes; Hemiscylliidae. The record is from RefSeq and is a predicted model, not a curated record.
UGUUUCAGGGAGUAGAUGCCUGUGGAGACGAUGCCUAUCGAGCAGGAUACUUUGUCCUAGAUGCUGUCAUGCUUCUUGAGAGUUGUUGGAGCUGUACUCAUCCAGGUAGCAGCAGAGAUCAAUCCUGCAUUGGAUAUUUAUUUUCCUGACAAAACUGAAGUGCAGAUAAUCGCUGAACCAGGCCGGUAUUAUGUGACCUCACCUUUCACACUGGUUGUGAAUAUCAUCGCGAGAAAAAUAGUUGAAAAGUCUCAACCCAACUCCAAUGAUGAGGAGGCCGGGAAUGAGAAGACCAUGAUGUAUUAUUUAAAUGAUGGGCUGUAUGGUUCUUUCUGUAACUCUGCAAACUAUCGUGACCUAUUGAAACCAAUCCUCUAUAAAGUGAGAGUUUUAGAAAAGACUUUUAUAAUAUAAGCAUUGCAUAAUAUAAGAAUGAUGUUUUAUUGCUGUAAAUCGUUGCAGCCUACUGAAGAUCAAUUAUUUCUAAUUAUUUAGCACCAAC